This is a messenger RNA of Rhinopithecus roxellana (golden snub-nosed monkey), 1435 nucleotides long. It is a transcript of the gene SPZ1, whose product is annotated as spermatogenic leucine zipper 1. Gene Ontology annotation, molecular function: DNA-binding transcription factor activity. The record is from RefSeq and is a predicted model, not a curated record. The transcript has a single exon. NCBI's taxonomy places the organism in Eukaryota, Metazoa, Chordata, Mammalia, Primates, Cercopithecidae. Bases 235 to 1386 code for a protein of 383 amino acids. Gene Ontology annotation, cellular component: nucleus.
UAAACACCGGGUGCCUAGAGGAGAAGAGAUGGAGCCCCAGCCCUGGUCCCCUUUCCCACCCUUCCUCCCCGCAAGGCUGUCUGAGAUGCCACCUUCCACCUAAACAUCAUCUCCCCAAUUUUAAUCCUUAACUUCGGUUCCUGACUUCUGCUUCAUCUCCAGCCACAUUUGCACAAAGGAACAUCACCUGUCCAUCCUGGAAUCUCUAAGGUUUUCUGCUUUCCUUCUGUCCCAAUGGCCAACUCUGCGAAGUCAGCUGAGAUGCCCACCAUCUCCAAAACCCUUAACCCUACUCCUGAUCCUCAUCAAGAAUCUCUGGACCCUAGGAUUACCAUUGCCUUAUUCGAAAUUGGAUCACUUUCCCCUUCCUCCUGGGGCUCUCUCCCUUCCCUAAAGAAUAGCAGCCAUCAAGUUACAGAACAACAGACUGCAGAGAAGUUUAACAGUCUCUUAAAAGAAAUUAAAGAUAUUCUUAAAAAUAUGGCAGGUUUUGAAGAGAAGUUCACAGAAGCAAAAGACCUUUUUGAGGAAACCAAUAUUUCUGAGGAUGUGUCAGCCCACAAAGAAAAUAUCAGAGGACUUGACAAAAUCAAUGAAAUGUUAUCAACAAACCUGCCUGUUAAUUUAGCCCCAGAAAAAGAAGAGAAUGAACAUAAACAGGAGAUGAUAUUGGAAAACCAGAACUCUGAGAACAUAGUACAAGUUUUUGCAAGAGAUUUGGUAAAUCGUUUAGAAGAAAAAAAAGUCCUUAACAAAACUCAACAAAGUCAGGAAAAAGCAAAAAACAGACUCCUUAAUGUUCAAGAAGAAACUAUGAAAAUUAGGAACAACAUGGAGCAAUUACUACAGGAAGCAGAACACUGGAGUAAACAACAUACUGAGCUCAGUGAACUGAUAAAAUCCUAUCAGAAAUCUCAGAAAGACGUAAGUGAAACUCUCAGAAAUAAUGGAGUCGAUUUCCAAACCCAGCCAAAUAAUGAAGUGUCAGCUAAGCAUGAGCUGGAGGAACAGGUGAAGAAACUGAGCCAUGACACCUAUUCAUUGCAGUUGAUGGCAGCUUUGCUAGAGAAUGAAUGCCAAAUCUUACAGCAGAAAGUAGAAAUUCUCAAGGAACUCCAUCAUCAGAAACAGGGAACUCUGCAAGGGAAGCCAAUUCAAAUAAACUGUAAACAGGACAAGAAAAAUCAGAAGCCAUCAGAAGCAAAGAAAGUAGAAAUGUAUAAGCAGAACAAGCAAGAAAUGAAGGGUACGUUUCGUAAAAAAGACAGAUCCUGUAGAAGCCUGGAUGUUUGUCUUAAUAAGAAAGCUUGCAAUAACCAGUUCAAUAUUCAUGUUGCAAGAAAAGCUCUUAGGGGAAAAAUGAGGUCAACUAGCAGCCUAAGAUAGAAAAUACCAAAAGCAGGCAAAAAGGUGAAUCCUUAAAAAACUACAUCUG